UUCCUCCUCAAGGAUGCUGCUGAUGACGAAGUGAUGAAACGCAUUGAGAUGUGUCGCUGUUAUAUUUAAUAACUAAAGGCUUAAAAAGCCUCUGAAUAGUCAACAGUUACUAAUUCCGUUUAUGUAAUACAACGAAUUGAUUAUGAACAGAAAACACAGAAAUACAAUUGAUGCUUAUUUUAAAUAUAAUAACGCCGUAAUUACCGAAAGGACAAAAAAGAUGCGAGUGCUUUGUUACAUAUAAUUUAUCCUGUGACAUUUUGUGAGAACGUAGAUGGUUCUCAACAGUUAACUGAUUUAUUUCUGCGAAGACUUUCGUUCAGAGAACAAAAAAGUGAAAACAUUUACUAAGAAAUAUUUCCUUCUGGAUAUUUUGUUAUUCGAAAUUUAUGUUAUAAAUAGCUAGCAGGUGCUUGCUUAGCCGUGAUGUGUUUACCUAUUUGCUUAAUGUUUUAGUUUUUUAAAUACUUUCAAAAUUUUUGCUCGAAGUUGUUAGAAAUCAAUUUCUCUGAUUGCAAAUAACAAUUAACAGACGUCCAGUAUUUAAAUCUUACCACUUCCUCCACAUGAAAGACAACAAUUUAACGGAUUGAGUAUUGUGACCGCUGGACUUGCUAAAAAUAACAUCUUAAUCUCCCCAACCGUCUUUUUCCUUUGAAAAAAAAAAAAAAGGCACAUUAAAUAAUGUUGUCGUAGACGCACCUCGUUAGUCAACUAGUUAUAAUUGUAAUGUUUGUGAAGAACGGAAAUCGUUAUUUUACAUUUAUUCUCAAGGUCUACAGUAAUACAGAAAAGGACUAUUUUACUCAUAAUACUUUUACAUUAUCCUGGAAACAACUUGGACGUUGUGAUAUAUACACACAAAUCAAAGCCCAGCCCUUCAAAGAUUCAUUCUGCUUCUAAUUAACCGAGUAUCAAAUAUGCAAAAGCUUUGAAUAUGUUGGUUCUACUAGUCUUGCUCCUGUUUCUCCCAGUGACUAAUAGCUAUGAUAAAUUAAUUUUGGAACCAAAUGAUCCAUUUGUCUUUGUUGGAGAUUGCAUUACAUUUACUUGUAAACUAAAUUCCACAACUUUGGAUGAUGCUUCGGCACUGUAUUUUACCAAUUCUUCUCCAAAUGAAACAACAUUCAACAAGACAAGUGCUUCUUUGAAGAAAUGCUACAACAGUAGUAAAAAGGCAGACACCUUUGUGUGUAAAUAUUCCAACACUCAAGUCUAUGCUGGCCAAUUGGUUAAAGUUGAAGAAAAACUUGUACCAAUUCCUAAGGAUUCCAUAAAGUGUAUUGUAUUUGACUGGCGAAUACUGAACUGUUCAUGGAGUCUAGGACAGAGAUACAAUUAUAUGGAUAAUGUUGGCGUUGACUUUUGCUGGUCUUAUACGAGAGCAAAGAAAUGUACUUCCUUACAAAAAUCUCUGACCUGGAUGAAUUUAAGCCGAGAUGAGAUAGACUUGACCAUAUCACUUGGUUUAGAUUUCACAGUCCACUACACAUACAAGGAGACUAAGUAUCAACAAAGGACACACAUUAGACUGAAUGCAUCAAAACCAACCCAACCGUCACCUGUGAAGAACGUCCACUUGAAUGUUAAUGACACCUGUGUGCGUAUGGAAUGGAAGCAUCGCUAUGUCUAUAAGCUACACUUCCAUAUUUUCUUAAAAGAAGUGAACUCUAAAAAAUUGUCGAAUUUUUCAGUCGAAGGAAGACGGUUUUACUUCUGUAAGCUCAACCCUUUUACGAAAUAUGAACUUAAAAUUUAUGCAUUACCCAAGCAAAAUGGUAUAUAUAGUGAACCGUAUGUUGAAACAUUCAUUUCCCAUAAAAGUGUUCCUGUACACUCACCAAGAAUUACAAAUGGCAGUUUCAAAAGAGAUAUUUCAGAUGUUAAUUCUGUCACAGUAUUCUGGAAGAACUUAAUGAGAAGAGAAUUUGGUGAUGAAAAUGUUGAAUAUCUUAUUCAAAAUAAAAAUUCAAAUCUAACAGCUUUUCAAAACAAUUUGUUACUUGAAUUAUCACUAAACAAAACCAGUUGUGAAAAUAUAAGAAUAUGGGCUAAGAACUCUGUUGGUUAUUCGAAGCCACCAUCAUCUAUACGCAUUUGUGAUAAAUCGAAAGUUCCAGAUUAUCCUCGGAAUAUUGAAGCAAUAGUACUCAACUCUACCACCGUGUGGAUCAAGUGGGAAAGUCCGAAAGACAACCACAUGAGGGUAACGAGAUACACAAUCUAUAGAUGUGAUAAGGAAAAUCAUUUUAGAAACUGCACUUGGAGUUAUGUGAAUGGUAAUGAAACCUCAAAGAAUCUGUCAAUGAAUACAGAUGUUAAUUCAUACAGUUUUGCUGUGUCAGCAGAAAAUGACGAAGGAUCCAGUGGAUUGAUUUGGUCGCCAUGUCUAUUCAUUUUAAAAAAACCUGAAAACCCUGUAGAGUUUAGAGUUAUUGCUAAAGAUGGCACUCUUAUUGUAGAAUGGGACCAUUAUAACUGCUACAUUGAGAAAGCCUACCUUACUAAUUAUGUAGUGUCUUACUGUGUUUCUUUUAAUAAAACAAAUUGUAAAGAUAAAAUCCAAAAGAGGUAUAUAUCAAAGAAGCAAAAGAAAUACGUAAUUGAUAAUUUACCCAAAGAUAAAUAUUUAGUGUGGGUGAAAUCUUCGACGAGUAUAGGUGAUGGUCCUGUGAUGACUCGGGAGAUCCAAGUGAAUGGAGAAACCUUGCCCAAAAGUAUCCUUUGGAGCAUUAUCGGCUCUAUGAUUAUUAUGCUGUUUAUUUUCGGGAUUAUAUUUAUCUAUGUGAAACGGUCCAAAAAGUUUGUUGAUAAGAUACCAUUUGAAUAUCCUGGGAAAACGGAAGAUAAAUAUAAUAGUAUUUCCAGUAUUAUGCAUGUAGAUACCUUGAGUUCAUGUAUCAAUGAUGAAGCUUAUGACAGUUCUUCUGUUUUAAUAACACCCAAGUUAUGUUCAGAGCCUUCUCCAGAAAGUGAAUGCAAUCAAAUGUAUUUACAGGAAAAAACAAGCUUGGAAAAUGAUUUUAAAAGCAAAGAUAUAAAUGUCCAAGGUCUUCAUGAUCUUCAAAAAAAUAGUUCUAAAGAAGAGUUGACGGAAACUGCAAUGGAUUAUGGGUAUAAAGAAAUGGACUUAAGCUUUGAUACCUGUGAUGCUAAGAAGCAAGCACCUUCUGGGGAAAGUAAUGAAGAUCAAAAAUCUAACCCUUACAUUCGGGCAGUUCCAAGUUUCACUAGCAUGAAGCAUCAUGAUAAAGACGAAAAUUCCGGUGAUAUCUUUGCAGAUUUUGUUAUUGGCAAAAGCGAUUAUGUAUCGAAUUCUUCAGACUUUGAAAAUAUCUGCUUUGGUAACAAGUCAUAUAAUAGUAUGCAUACCAAUUCCGUUGACAAAGCUGUUGUACAAAGCUAGGUGCUACGAUUGUUUAAAUUUGUGAUUAUACAUAUAAAAUUCAUCUUGUGAAGCUUGAUUUGAUGCUCAAAGGAAUAACUUGAAAAUAUUGCUACUUUUGCUGAUAAAUCUGGUAUUAAAAGUAACUUUCCAAAUUUUGUUAUGUCUGCGGAGAGUCAUUCUGUUUUAAUGCCUUAUUAACAAACACAAUCACCAGUUCAAUUUCCACUCAUCUACUUAUUAUUUUUUUUUUGUAAACUUUUCAUUACUUGUUGCAACCACUUCAUUAAUUGUCGUCUCUUCCCAUUAUCGGAGCUACGUUCUUUUCGUUUGUAUGUGCACCAGACAAUGUUUAUAUUUUGAAGCAUCUUAUUAACUCGUGAUUUACAUUAUGCUCCUUGCUUUACAAUGGAUAUUACUCUGGAAAUUACUCAGGUGUCCACCUUUUCUAAUAAAAAUUAUGUUUAUUUAGACGAACUUCAUACUGACCUGAAAAAUAUGCUAUUGUUAUCCUAAUUUCCAAAAUGUAUUUUAUUUCCAGCAUUAGAAAAUGUAUUAUCUUGUCAUCAGUUCCUAUAAGAAGGAGACCGUAUAUAUAAAACAUAGACAAUGGUGAAUUUGGUGCAG
This is a messenger RNA of Octopus sinensis (East Asian common octopus), 4012 nucleotides long. RefSeq lists its product as uncharacterized. The record is from RefSeq and is a predicted model, not a curated record. Gene Ontology annotation, molecular function: protein binding. The transcript has 19 exons. Lineage: Eukaryota; Metazoa; Mollusca; Cephalopoda; Octopoda; Octopodidae. Bases 938 to 3406 code for a protein of 822 amino acids.